Messenger RNA from Tripterygium wilfordii, 1594 nucleotides. RefSeq names its product serine/threonine-protein kinase STY13-like. Bases 230 to 1348 code for a protein of 372 amino acids. Gene Ontology annotation, molecular function: protein kinase activity; ATP binding. The record is from RefSeq and is a predicted model, not a curated record. Gene Ontology annotation, biological process: protein phosphorylation. NCBI's taxonomy places the organism in Eukaryota, Viridiplantae, Streptophyta, Magnoliopsida, Celastrales, Celastraceae. The transcript has 6 exons. Gene Ontology annotation, cellular component: plasma membrane.
AGGAGAAUGGCAACAGUCGGUCAGAUUAGAACCCAACGUAGAAGUACUAGUGGACUAGUGGUGUUGAGGAGGCAACUCCAUGUGACCACAUGGCUUGCCUGAUCGAAAGACAACUCCUCUGCUUGUACACGCCAUUGACGAAGAAUCCUCAUUUUGGUUUUGGGUUUUCUGAUCUGUGACCAAUCAAUCUAUCAACAGAGAGAAUACCCAAAAAUUUUUAGAGAAAAAGAUGAAGGAGAGCAGUGAUGGGUUUGUGAGGGCGGAUCAGAUUGAUCUGAAGAGAUUGGAUGAGCAACUAGAGAGGCAUCUCAACAAGGUGGUGACUAUGGAGAGGAACUCGAAGAGAGAGGAUGGUGAUGGCGUCGCAGCAACCACAAUCAAUAAGACUUCUUCCAAGAAGGAGAGGCAGGACUGGGAGAUCGACCCUUCCAAGCUCGUCAUCAAGUCUGUCAUUGCUCGGGGCACCUUCGGCACCGUCCACCGCGGAGUCUAUGAAGUCCAGGAUGUCGCCGUUAAGCUACUUGAUUGGGGUGAAGAGGGCAACAGGACAGACGCGGAAAUUGCCGCUCUGAGAGCAGCUUUUGUUCAAGAAGUCGCUGUAUGGCAUAAGCUUGAUCACCCGAAUGUCACUAAGUUUAUAGGGGCCACAAUGGGCUCAUCUGAGCUACACAUACAGACUGAGAGUGGCCAAAUUGGCAUGCCAAGCAACGUUUGUUGUGUUGUUGUGGAAUAUCUUCCUGGCGGUGCCCUAAAAUCUUAUCUCAUAAAGAACAGGAGAAGAAAGCUUCCAUUCAAGGUGGUGAUCCAGCUGGCACUUGAUCUUGCAAGAGGGUUGAGUUACCUUCACAUGCAGAAGAUUGUUCAUAGAGAUGUAAAGACAGAGAACAUGUUAUUGGACAAGAGCCGUACUGUAAAAAUAGCUGAUUUUGGUGUUGCUCGUGUUGAGGCGUCAAAUCCUAAUGAUAUGACUGGCGAAACUGGGACACUUGGUUACAUGGCUCCUGAGGUUCUCAACGGCAACCCGUACAAUAGGAAAUGUGAUGUAUACAGUUUUGGGAUCUGUUUAUGGGAGAUAUAUUGCUGUGACAUGCCAUAUCCCGACCUUAGUUUUGCCGAAGUGACUUCAGCCGUGGUCCGCCAGAAUUUGAGACCAGAGAUACCAAGAUGUUGCCCAAGUGCUCUAGCUAAUGUAAUGAAGCGUUGCUGGGAUGCUAACCCUGAUAAGCGACCUGAGAUGGAUGAAGUCGUCUCUAUGAUGGAGGCCAUUGACACAUCAAAUGGUGGUGGUAUGAUCCCUGCCGAUCAGCAACAAGGUUGCUUUUGCUUUCGUAGGCACCGCGGCCCUUAGAAUGACAACCCCUGUAAGCAGAUGUACAUUUGAUGUAUGGUUGUUUCAAAGGGACAUCAAAGAUCGAAUUUGUAUAUGUGAUGAAGGUGAGAAAAAUGCACAUUUCAAGCAGGGACGGUGUGCAGGUGAUGAGUAUAGGUUGAGGAGAUUUGAUAUGACCAUUAUGUAAAAGAUCUAAUUUUCCCACCCAUUAAUUUGGUUUUUGCACCCAUUAAAAGGUCAUUGAAUUUCUUUUCUCUAUUUCCA